AUGCCAGACCUUCCUCAGCAACAUGUUUACACCAAGGAAAUUUUCUCGGAUCAGCAGGAGAGGAAUUCCAGUCGGGACCAAACAGAAUCAAAGCCACAUAUUAAAGAAGAACUGGAGGAUCUAUGCAUCAGUCAGGACCUAGAGCCACAUGUACUGAAGCAGGAGUUCAACAUCAUCAUGGUAACACAUGAGAACAGUGAUCACAGCGAACCAGAACCUGAGAGCCAAGACCUGGAGGAAUCGGACAGAAUUCACAGUAACGAAGCAGAUGCCUCCUCCGUGUGUUAUUCUGACACAGAUCUCCCAAAGCAGUAUGUCUGCAAAAAGGAGGAGGUUCUUUCAGACCAUCUUCUCUGUAAAAAGGAAAAGAACCGCGGUUUGGACCAGAAGAAACCACUGCCUCCAUGCAUUAAAGAAGAACAGGAUGAUUCCUGCACUAGUCAAGAUCUGCAUCAGCCUGUACUGAAGCAGGAAUACAAUAUUGUUAUGGUGACAUAUGAAGGAAGUGACCACAGUGAACCUGAGUGUCAAGACCAGGAAGAACACAGCAGAAGUCCCAGUAGUGGUGCAGACAUUUCCCCCAUGUCAGAGAGUCGAUGCAUCACUGAUACGAGUGAAAAGUCUCUAAAGUGUGGCUUUUGUGGAAAAGUUUAUAAGUCUAAGUCUAAACUAAAGGCACAUUAUAGAGUCCACACAGGUGAAAAACCAUAUUCUUGCAAAACAUGUGGGAAAAGAUUUUCCAGCUCCUCUGCUUUGUAUAAUCACAUAAACACGCACACAGGUGAGAGGCCGUACUUCUGUAAAACCUGUGGGAAAGCUUUCAGAGUGAAUGAAAAAUUACUGAUCCACAUGAGAACCCACACGGGUGAGAGGCCAUACUCUUGUAAAACAUGCGGGAAAAGUUUCACACAAAAUGGAAAUUUGACCGUUCACAUGAGAACCCACACAGGCGAGAGGCCAUAUCCCUGUGAAACAUGUGGAAAACGUUUCAGUAAUAAUGGCGAUUUGCUGCGUCACAUAUCGACCCACACUGGUGAGAGGCCGUAUUCUUGCAAAACGUGCGGGAAACGUUUCACUCAAAAUGGUAGUUUGACUGCUCACAUGAGAACCCACACAGGUGAGAGGCCGUACCUUUGUGAAACAUGUGGGAAACGUUUCUGUCACAACAGGGACUUACUGAUCCACAUAACCACUCAACACGGAUAAGAAGCUCUAGUCCUGAAA
Melanotaenia boesemani (Boeseman's rainbowfish) is the source of this 1224-nucleotide messenger RNA. Its product is annotated as zinc finger protein 235-like. The coding region runs from base 1 to 1206 and encodes 401 amino acids. Gene Ontology annotation, cellular component: nucleus. Gene Ontology annotation, molecular function: RNA polymerase II cis-regulatory region sequence-specific DNA binding; DNA-binding transcription factor activity, RNA polymerase II-specific. Lineage: Eukaryota; Metazoa; Chordata; Actinopteri; Atheriniformes; Melanotaeniidae. The transcript is spliced from 3 exons. The record is from RefSeq and is a predicted model, not a curated record. Gene Ontology annotation, biological process: regulation of transcription by RNA polymerase II.